CGCCCCCCAAUACAGCCAUUCUGCCGGUGAGAGGCCGCUGCCGCAGCUGGACUGAAGAACUAGAGAAGGCUCCCUCUUCGUCUCACCAUGCGGACCGUCGUGACGUUGCUCCUGCUGGUUGUGGCGGCGCUGGCCGAGCCAAUCCAGGUGCACGAGGAGCCGGACGAGAAGCCUGUGGAGAAGCGCGGCCUUAGCGCCGACGGCGGCUACGCGGCUGCCGCCGGGGACUACGGGGGCGGCGCCGGGGACGCGGGGGCGGCAGCGGCAGCAGCAGUGGCGGACGUGGGGGCGGCGGCGGCAGGCGCCGGUGACAGCUACGCCCACGCCGCGGCGCUCACCGCCGACUACGGCGGGGUCGCCGACGUGGGCGGCUCCCUGGCAGAGCAGAACGCGGUGGGUGACGUGGGCUUCGCGGGCACGGCGGGCGGCGAGGGCCUGGGCAAGACGGUGGAGAAGCUGCGGCCGUACGCGGUGCCGGUGGUGAAGGUGGUGCGCGUGCCGGUGGCGGCGCCGGUGCCGGUGGGCGUGCCGCGCGCCGUGCUGGUGCCCGUGCCGCAGCCCGUGCCCGUCCACGUCCGCGUGCCGCUGCCCGUCCACGUGCCCGUGCUGCGCCAGGUGCACGUGCCCGUCGAGAAGCACUACCCCGUCGAGGUCGAGAGGAAGGUGCCGUACCCGGUGGAUACGCCGGUGCCGAUCGCCGUGGUACGCCACGUGCCGGUGCCCGUGCCGCAGCCCUUCCCCGUGCACGUGCCCGUCUACAAGCACAUCUACCACAUCCCCAAGCACCACGAGCCGGUGCUCCACCAGGCGCCGCACCACCACCACUGAAGCCGCCGCCGCCGCCGCCGCUCCCAGCUGCCGGUGCCUUACCACACUGCCCAUAGACUGCUUUAACUGUUGUUGUUGUUAUCUGUUGCUCUGUUGAUACAUUUGUAAGUGAUACAACCCUUUUGUAAUAAAAUGUUCACAACCGUC
Molecule: messenger RNA, 975 nt
Organism: Schistocerca gregaria
Lineage: Eukaryota; Metazoa; Arthropoda; Insecta; Orthoptera; Acrididae
Exons: 4
Coding region: 88-828 (246 amino acids)
Source: RefSeq, a predicted model, not a curated record